This is a messenger RNA of Mycena indigotica, 1326 nucleotides long. RefSeq names its product PKS-ER domain-containing protein. Gene Ontology annotation, molecular function: oxidoreductase activity. The record is from RefSeq and is a predicted model, not a curated record. Bases 1 to 1326 code for a protein of 441 amino acids. Lineage: Eukaryota; Fungi; Basidiomycota; Agaricomycetes; Agaricales; Mycenaceae. The transcript is spliced from 7 exons.
AUGCGGACGCACGUGAAACACGUGGAUUUCACGUGCCACCCCUCGGAUACCGCCCGCCGGCUGCGAGCCGCAGGCGAGCGGCCGUGUGGGCGCUGCAAAAGUUCUGUCCAUGCCAUAGGCACGGGUUAUUACACUUGUGGAGGUUGGAGAUGUCCAAGGGCCAUCACUCAGCGGUCACGAGACCAACAACCCUUACAUCUUCCGAAUGACGAAUCCAAGGACAAAUUCGUCUUCAAGUUGACCCUAUUCUCGAUGCGCGCUGUCCUGGUGAAGAACGACGCAGGGCCUGCUGACAGCCUUUAUAUCGGACAAGUCGAGACACCUGUUGCUAAUGCGAAUGAAGUCCUCGUCAAAGUGAAAGCGUUUGGGCUCAAUCGGAUGGACAUCCAUCAGCGAGAGGGCCACUACCCGCCCCCACCAGGUUCAUCGACGGUGUUGGGUGUCGAGUUCUCCGGUCAAAUCACUUCUGUUGGGACUCAGGUAACGCGUUGGAAUGUCGGAGACGAAGUUCUGGGUCUCGCUGGCGGCGGAGCUUAUGCCGAGUAUAUUGUCGUCCCCCAAACACACAUUGUUACCAAGCCUGCUCAUUUGACAUGGGCAGAGGCAGCCGCGAUUCCGGAGAACUUUUUAACCGGUUCGCAGGGCUCUUUUUUACCGGAAAUCGUCGUUGAUUUGCUCCCAGCUUUUCAGGCGAUCGUUCUCUGUGGCGAAAUCAAAGCAGAGGACAACGUUCUUGUCCACGCUGGUGCAUCAGGUGUGGGUAUUGCUGCGAUCCAGCUUGCGCGCUUCUACCAAGCGAAAACUGUUACCGCCACAGCCUCGACUUCCGUCAAGCUCGACUUUCUCCGCUCCAUAUCCAACGGCGCAACGCAUACGGCGAAUUACAAGACCCAAGAUUUCUCCCAGGUGGUGCUUGAGGAAACGACGGGAGGCAAAGGCGUUGAUGUAUUGGUGGAUUUUGUCGGGCAAUCUCACUUUGAGAAAAACCUCAAUUCGCUUGCAAUGGAUGGUCGAAUGACACUUCUGGCGUUCUUGAGCGGACCUGUUGUACCCUCGGUCAACCUGGCCACCAUCUUGCGAAAGCGACUGCGCAUCCAAGGGUCAACUCUGCGCUCGCGUACGCCCACAUAUCAAAGCGAGUUGAUAGCCAGAUUCGAGCGCGAGAUUCUCGAGCACAUCACAGGCCAAGACGGUCCAGGCGAAAUCAAGACGUAUAUCCACAAGGCCAGUGCAUCAGUCAUAUUCCCGUGGAGUGAAAUUCAGGCUGCGCAUCGAGAAAUGGAGGCUGACGCGAACAUCGGGAAGAUUAUUGCUGAGAUUGACUAG